Molecule: messenger RNA, 2240 nt
Organism: Athalia rosae (coleseed sawfly)
Lineage: Eukaryota; Metazoa; Arthropoda; Insecta; Hymenoptera; Athaliidae
Product: cytochrome P450 6k1-like
Exons: 1
Coding region: 281-1828 (515 amino acids)
Molecular function (GO): oxidoreductase activity, acting on paired donors, with incorporation or reduction of molecular oxygen; iron ion binding; heme binding
Source: RefSeq, a predicted model, not a curated record
ACCAGUCGUACGUAGGUUUUGUCAUUUUGAAUAUUUUACUAAUCUGUUUAUCAAUUUUACAACGACAAUACGUUUCAGUUACGACUUAUGUAACCUUCGCUAACCAACUUUGAUCACAUAAUUUCUCUGGAGCCGCGAUGAAAAUAUGUCCAUGAAUUACUCCACCUAUCAAACGCCCGGAAGAUAACGCUUCGGCGUUAGUUGACGUCGAGAAUUCGAGCAACAACCGUCUUCGAGCGAGUCGACAAAUUAUUUCGUCAUUUAACAAGCAGAGGCCAGUAUGGCACUCAUUCACAUCGUCGGUGGUGUAAUUUUACUUGCGUCGAUCUAUUAUUAUUACCUUACGAAAAAUUACAAACACUGGGAGAAAAAAUGCGUACCGCAUAUGAAAAAUACAUUGCCAGGUUUCGGAAAUAUGGCAUCGAUGAUAUUAUUGAAGUCGAACGUGUACCAAACAUUCGAGGAGAUAUACAAGAAAUGGUCCGGGCAUAGCAUGGUGGGCUUUUAUUUCGGCAGACAGCCGGGUUUAUUAGUGAGGGAUCCAGAACUGGUGAAGUGCGUUCUACAAACACAAUUUCCAAGUUUCAGUUCAAACGGUGCUUUUUUUGACCCUACCGUCGAUCGUUUACUGUCGAGAAAUCCGUUCAUCCUCGAGGGCGAACCCUGGAAAGUUGCGCGACACCAAUUAUCCUCCGCCUAUACUUCGGGAAAACUGAAAUACAUGUACGGUACCAUCAGGGAUGUUCUUGGAAAUUUUUUGGAAUACUUACAGGGCAAAGUUGACAAGGGAUUCGGCGAGGCUGAGGUUGAAUUGAAGGAUAUCUUUUCGAGAUUCACCGCAGAAACUGUAGCUCGGGCCGGACUUGGAAUCGACGGAGACGCCUUCAACGACAAAAAGGAUGGUAUAUUCAUCGAUAUUGGCAAACAAUUAUUCGAUCCUACUUUUUUCAAAGGAUUCAAAACUAUCGUUACAUUUUUCGCACCUUUCCUGACGCGUUUAUUCGGCGCAUCUUUCAUACCGCGCAAGAUAGAGGACUUUUUCAUCGACACCGUAAAGAAUAUAAUCAAAUACAGAGCCGAAAACAACGAGGAGCGAUCCGAUUUCUUGCAAUUGAUGAUAAAUUUGAAAAAAUCCGGAGCAAAAGAUUUCGCGUUCGGUAGGGACUUUGACGACGAAACGAUCACGUCGCACGCAUCGUCUUUCUUCAUAGAGGGCUAUGAAACUUCCAGUAUCACCGCGUCUUUCGUUGUUUAUCAAUUGGCGCGCCACCCGGAUAUUCAACAACGGUUACGCGACGAAAUUCUGAGCAUCGUGCAAACGCACGGUGGAAAUAUGACUUACGAGGCUCUCCAAGAGAUGAAAUACUUGGAACAAGUAAUUCAAGAAUCGAUGAGACUGGUUCCCCCGGGUGGGACGAUGAUCAAAGUUUGUACGAAUAAAGCCGAGCUCACGGGAUGCGAUGGAGUGAAAUGUGAAGUUGAACCCGGAACGAUGGUGAUGAUAUCCGUCGCCGGAAUCCACAAAGAUCCGGAGUACUGGCCGGACCCAGAAAUAUUUGACCCCGAACGUUUCACCGAGGAAAACCAUCGGGCCAGACGUCGGUUCACCUAUUUGCCUUUCGGAGAAGGUCCGCGAGUUUGCAUCGGUACCAGAAUGGCCAUGAUGUUGGUUAAAUCGGUGAUUGCCGAACUGAUACGCAAUUACGAUAUCACACUUUCGCCAAAAACUCAAAUGCCAAUAAAACUGAAUCCUCAUCAUUUUAUGCCGGCUCCUGUCGGUGGAUUGUGGAUGAAACUUAAACCUAUCGGGAAGACAAAUUCGGAUUAAGAGGAUUUGAUAUUGGGAAAAUAAUGAAUAUAAUACGAUGUGAAUUCUCGAUUACGACGAGAAUCUCUUCUAUAAAUUUUAUCAGUACCGCGCGCACGAUUGAAAGAAUUGAGAUAUUUUGAUUGGUGGAUACUUGUGGUCUAAUUCAAUCGACGGAUUCGUAAAUUGAUAUAAAUUGUCACAGUUUUUUUUUUUCAUGUGGGUGGCCCUUGAAGUAUGUAAAAUUAUUAUUGUAGGCUCCAUGACGCAGUGCGAGGAAUCAGGGAAUAGAUUAAGUUAGGUAAUAAAUGUAUUUGCUUCAAUUGUAAGCAUUCAGGAAAUAAACGCGCAAUAGAGGAAAUAUGCCAUUUGCAUUCUGAUACUGUACAGCUGUCAUUUUUAUGUUGAAUAAAACACCAUAUGCAGCUGAAAA